UGAGACUCGCUAGGUUUGCCGAACCAACCUCCCUCCGGGACCUUCUAAAGAAGCAAUCAUCUCAAUAGCCCCCUUCCUCCUGAGAAAGACUAUCUUCAAAAUCUCUUUGACUUUUUAAAUAAUGCAAAGAAAAACAAUGGUGACCACGUCGUCUCGUACCAAGUCAACCGGCCACGUCCUCCGUUCCCAAUCACCGUCGGGUCGAUUCUGCAGCGAUUACUCUAGAGCAGCCACUCCAUCGUCGUCGUCUUCCUCAGCGUUCGCUUCGUCCACGAGCUCUAGCUUCUCCUCUCCGUCCUCAGCCUUCUUCAGCAACAACCACCACCACCGAUCUGCGUCUCCGACUCGCGUCAAUCUAUACAACCCCCAGCCGAUUGCUCAAUCGUUUCGCUACUCUCUCGACAGCAGAUCCAUCUCGCCGACGAACAGAUCCAUCUCCGUCACGAAGAAACCGCAGCCUAGCAAGAUCUCUUCCUCUUCUUCUUCCCCGAGGAGGUGUAUGUGCUCUCCGACGACGCAUCCCGGAUCUUUCCGAUGCAGUCUCCACAAAAACGUUGCGAAUCCGCACGGCCAAGGAGCGGCGUCGUCGUAUCCGGCGAGCAGUUUGAAUAUGCGGAGAUCCGCGAUGACGAACUCGCUUGUGAGGAUCGGUGGCGUCGAGGGAGAGUGGGUGAGAAGAGCGUUAACGACUCUGAUAAGGCCUUCGUCGCAUCAUUUGAAAAGACGAGCUGCGUAUCAGCCUCGUCCCAGCAGGCUAUCGAUCAUGUCGAAAGCCACCGAGUGUAAUUGAAUCUGAUUUUGAUUUUUCAGAUUUCAGUGUUUGUCAGAUUCCCGUGUAUUCGCUUUCCGUGAAGUCGACCGUCCCGUUCACCGUCGUCCGUUGAUUUUCAAGGUAUGCGUUGUUCGUCGUGUGAGGUAUGUUCUUUUAUUUAUUUCGUUUUGCUUGUUAAUUUUUUUUUGGGUGUGGUUAUUUUGCUUUUUUCAACUCUUUUCAGGUUGCGUUUGGUAAUGGAGUUUGAACUAACUUUAGGUACGGUACAUGGAAUUGAAAGAUGAACAAAUAAAAAUAACCAGCAGAAAUAAUAAGUGACAUAGUAAAAUGGUUUGAGCAUGGUCUUUCUGGACGAACAUUGAUGACAAUAUUUCACAUAAGGGCUCGAAAGGAAAAUGGAAAAUCAGGAAGAAAAAAAAACGAGAAAGUGUAUAUUUGGAUAUAGCUGACGGACCAACUAGAAAACGACCAAAUGAACAUGAACAUUUGCAGAGGAUUUGCGGGAAAAUACAUCUGAAUAGGGAGAAAUUAGAGGAAUCAUUAAAUUCAUGAACAUGUAAAAUUGGAAAAUUUGAAAGAGGGAAAAACAAGAGGCAAAAGUUUGAAAGAUA
Raphanus sativus (radish) is the source of this 1383-nucleotide messenger RNA. RefSeq lists its product as uncharacterized. The coding region runs from base 122 to 790 and encodes 222 amino acids. The transcript is spliced from 2 exons. The record is from RefSeq and is a predicted model, not a curated record. NCBI's taxonomy places the organism in Eukaryota, Viridiplantae, Streptophyta, Magnoliopsida, Brassicales, Brassicaceae.